AUGGACAUAUUUGUACAAUUUGCAUCGAACUUACAACGCAAUCCGGAAUCAUUGGAAGGCAAAGUGCUAACCCAAACCAAAUCCACCAAAUCAGAUCAGAUUUUAAGUCAAGGAUAUCCAAUAGAAAUACACGAAAUCGAAACCAAAGAUCAUUAUAUGGUUGGCAUGGAACGAAUACCCUAUAGUAAAAAUAAUGUUAAUAAAACAAUUGGUAAACCUAUCAUUCUGUUACAUGGCUUGUAUGGAACUUCCAUGUUUUAUACACUCACGAAUAAAUCAUUGAGUUUCAUACUGUCCGAUGCUGGUUUUGACGUCUGGCUACUAAAUUUCCGCCUCGCUGGUAUAUCUAAGUAUAUCAAAAAUCCUAGAACUGGCAUGGUCACUCCGUUGAAAAAUGUUUCCUGGAAUUUUAGUUUUGACGAGUUGGGAAUAUACGAUACAACAGCUGGUAUUGAUUAUAUUUUAAACAAAACCGGACACGAUAAACUGCACAUGGGUGGCUAUUCCUUCGGGGCUACUAUAUGCCUAAUAGCACUAGCCGAAAGACCAGAGUACAAUGACAAGAUUGACAAAUUGAUUUUAAUAGUUCCAACAGCUAGAAUGAAGUAUUACGAUCGGCGGCUUAUCAUUUUGAAAAUAUUCCCUUAUUUGUUCCAUAGACCGUUAAGAGGUUUGGAAUAUAUACCUAAGAUGAAGCAACCGGACAAUCAAUGGUUUGGGAACCAAUGUAAAAAUAAGAAAUACAUGAAAUGGUUUUGUAUUUAUGCAAUGGAUGUGUUACAAGGAAAUUAUUUGGCCAUAGAUUACGAAACUAUAGAUAUCCUAAAAACAUAUCCUCAGCCGACGUCCAUCAAAGUAAUGACACAUUACUAUCAACUCAUACUAGCAGAUCAUUUUAGAAAGUAUGACUAUGGAAAAAAAGGAAAUAUAAAAUAUUACCAUUCUAACACCCCGCCCGAUUAUGAUUUGUCCAAAGUGAUGGCUGCUACGUACAUUUAUCAUUCGAAAUAUGACGUCAUAGCUCCACCAAAAGACAUAAAAUGGCUAAUUAAACGAUUGCCCAAUGUCAAAAAUGUCACAAUGGUAAAGAAAUUCAGUCAUAUGGGUUUUGCAACUAGCCCACAUUUAAGACCAAUAAAUAUCUUAAUAGCCAAACAAUUAUUAGUAGACGACUGUAAUAAUGAUAUGUUAUCUAAUAAAACGUAUUCAUAA
This is a messenger RNA of Sipha flava (yellow sugarcane aphid), 1212 nucleotides long. RefSeq names its product gastric triacylglycerol lipase-like. Gene Ontology annotation, molecular function: hydrolase activity, acting on ester bonds. Bases 1 to 1212 code for a protein of 403 amino acids. The transcript has 8 exons. Lineage: Eukaryota; Metazoa; Arthropoda; Insecta; Hemiptera; Aphididae. The record is from RefSeq and is a predicted model, not a curated record.